AUGCACUAUCCACGAAGAACAUUCCUACAGAACGUUCCUCGCUGUUCUGAUAAUAUGUGGCUACUCGGCAGUCUGCAACGCCGACAGUCCCGCAAUUCAAAACUGUCCAAUCAAAUUGUGCUACGUUACUCUGUCGACACACACAGCAGCAACUUAUCACGAACAAUGUUCAGGCAGGCGUAUUGAGUCACUACGUGGUGUGCGCAACGUCUUGACAAUUCCCUCGGAAACGAAGAGAGGAAGCAAACCAAAGGCGGGUCUACCCCGUGUCAUGCAAUCGAUGGAGGUUGUGGUGGGUGCAGGCAGUCGGCAGGGUUCACCGACGGCCUGCCACGGGGCUGCAAACGGCAAGUCCUGGUCCGGUGAUCAAGUGUUGGACGCCAUGACGGCGGCUGCGGUAACCAUAAGCAGCUACGGAGGAGAAUAGGUCGGAGUGGUAGGAACGGCAUGAGCGCGAAACUUGGCUGAUGACGGUGCAGUAGUUACGCAGCGACCAACAGCUUUGACGACGUGAAAUGGAUUUCCAUAUUUCGCAUGCCGUAGCCCCUGUAUCGGGGCAAUUCAAGGUUGAGUCAACGCUAAAUCCGUUUGGCUUAUGUACAUGCACGGCGGAGAGUGUCGUGGAGAGCGCUGACAGGUAUGUAUAUACCCGGUCAGAGUUGACCCAGAAUAUGCCCUGUGCCAUGUACUAGCGGUCACGUUCCGAGGGGAGGAAGGUGGCCUUGAACCCCGAGUAAGUGCUGAAGUGGGGAAUCAAGCUACAUGACACGACGCUCUUUGUGAGAGGAUACGCGUGUGAUCGGCGAGAAGAUGACCACGUUUUAUCUAUCCCUGCCUUUGUUCACAUGGUCAAUGUUGGUAUAUUCAAUG
Messenger RNA from Ectocarpus sp. CCAP 1310/34, 870 nucleotides. NCBI's taxonomy places the organism in Eukaryota, Phaeophyceae, Ectocarpales, Ectocarpaceae. The record is from the annotation of a GenBank genome assembly.